Vicia faba (fava bean) is the source of this 2031-nucleotide messenger RNA. The record is from the annotation of a GenBank genome assembly. NCBI's taxonomy places the organism in Eukaryota, Viridiplantae, Streptophyta, Magnoliopsida, Fabales, Fabaceae.
AUGGCACAAAAAAAGCCGUCGUUUCGUUUUCGAAUCCCUUGGCUAACAGCAACACAAUCAUUUUCUCGCCAUUCGAAAGAUGCAUCAAAAUCAUCUACUCAAUCAGACAUAAAUGUUCCCAUUCAAAGAUCAUCUGGUAGGCCUUCUGUCAUAACCCCUGCAGAGUCUCCUCCAGGUCCUACCAAGACACAAGAAGCCACUAGAACAGAACCUCAUAAUCAAUCACCACCUCAUCCAGCUCAUCCAACUCCGUUAUCAACUUCAAUGGUUGUUGAGAAAACUCACUCAAAACCUCUUUCGCCAUCAACAUCUCCAAACCAUGUCAACUCUCCACCGCCAUUCUCUUAUGCAGAAUCUCAGUUUCAUGUUUUCUCAACUCCACCUCAGUCUCCUUCUCAGUAUGACACCGUGAAGGUGCCAAAGUUGAUGCCUUCUUCUACUGAAGAGAGUACUCAUCCUACAUCAUCUGUAUCUCAACCAAUGCCACAAGAAGCUGAAGCCGAGCCCGAGUCGAAGGUAAAGGUGAAUUCACCAUUGAGAGAAAUCACCAAGUCACCAGAGACCUCUUAUCAACAAGCUAUUGCCUUUGAACGACCAUCUUAUUCAACACACUCUUCGCCGGAAGUUUCUAAAAUUGAACAGACUUCUCAGCAUCAUCCACCGUCUCCUUUGGCCUCGGAGCAAAAAAAUCAGGCGUUAAAAGCUAAUCACGAAGAAAACACUUCGUAUACAUCAUCUAUUUUUCAAGGAGAGAAAGAUAAGGUGACAAUGUCAGUGUCUGAUUCGGUGCCAAAUGAUGCAGAACCAAAGAUGAAGUCACCAUUGAAAACUAUCCACCUGUCUGAGCACACAGCAACAAAAUUCGACGAGGAAAGAUUAAUCUCAAAAACAACACCAAAGUCCCCUUUGGAAACUCUAAGCAAGUUCCUUCAACAUAAAGGAAAGGCUAACCACGAAGAAAACACUUUGCAUUCAUCAUCUACCUCUCAAGAACAAAAAGUUAAAAUUCCAGUGUCAGUGUCUGAUCCAAAGAUAGAUGAAGCAAAGCCAAAGAUGAAAUCACCAUUGAAAACCAUCCUCAUGCCACAACCAGAGACUUUAUCUAAGCACACAACAACAAAAUUAGUCGAGGAAAGAUUAAUCUCAAAAACAACACCAAAGUCCCCUUUGGAAACUCGAAGCAAGUUUCUUCAACAUAAAGAAAAGGAGAAAGUUGUGCAUGAAGCCAAAAAGUUAGGAAAAUCCAAAGACAAAAGUACUAGCCAACCAACUCGACGUGCCGAGCCAUCUUCUUCUGGCACAAAGGAUAAGAAGCAUCAUGGAGUAAAAGAAACAGUAGAGAAAAAGAUAAUGUUUGCCACAUCAAACUCUAGUGGAAAAGACAUAGGAGUUAUGAGCUCAAAAGAUCCAAGCUCAAGCAUAUCACACGAAAGAACUGUUCCAUCAAGCGAAGAAAGGGAAAAGCGAAACGAAAAGGCUCCAAUACAGAAAGGUAUCAAAGAUGAUAUUAAAAAGUUUGUUCAUAAAAUAUCAGCUUCAGUUCAACCAACACAGCCUAUGGAUGACAAGAAAUUCAGUGUCAUAACACUGACCGGUGACAAUAGAGGAGCCACGAUGCAUGUUGGUUCUGAAUCAGAUAAGAAAGAUGGAUCAAUCCACAUUCAUAGGGACUACAAGACUGAGUCUGAAGAGAGCAUUGAGGGUAGCACAGAUGGAGAAGGAAACACUAACAACGAAGAAGAUUCCAUGGAGCAUGGUGAGGUUGGGAAGGCAUAUGUUAACAGCAACAUACAAAGUAUCAAUAAUUCACUCAUGUUUCAUGGUUCAAUCAAUGAAAGAGACCCUGGAGUUCAAGUUACACUUCCACAAAAGCCAUUAGAAACCGUCAAUCACAACGAUAAAGACACUCACAAUCAGAGGACCGAGUUUAACAUGAGCCGGUCUCAGAAGUCGACAUUUCAGCCAACGGUUCGCCGUUAUGGCUGCAAGUUCAGUCGUGGCAAUAAUAAUGAAGAUAUCGAGAUUAUGUGA